This is a messenger RNA of Marmota monax (woodchuck), 2903 nucleotides long. Its product is annotated as torsin-1A-interacting protein 2. The transcript has 3 exons. The record is from RefSeq and is a predicted model, not a curated record. Bases 888 to 1283 code for a protein of 131 amino acids. Lineage: Eukaryota; Metazoa; Chordata; Mammalia; Rodentia; Sciuridae.
GGUCUUGCAAGUUGCCCAGGCUGGCCUCAAACUUGUGAUCCUGCUGCCUCAGCUUCCCAGAGUUGCUUGAAUUAACAGGCGUGUACGACUGUGACUGGCAAUAGUGUUCGAAUUUUAACCCUCAAAAGCCUCGGGGAAAUCUAUCAUUCCCUGUACGGUCACUACCAAGGAAGUCCUUGAGUCAAAAACGCACCUGAGUCGGAGAUCCUACCUUUCUUCCACUCUGCCUGAGUGCCUGACUCGGUAGACUCAUCCACUCAUUGUCAUCUCACUUCAAAAAACAGGUGUGUGACGCAUUCCCAGACCCUCCAUCCAAGUCAGCAUCAGCUACUUCUGUGACUGGGUCCAGAUUAAGGUCCUCCCAAGACAGACUUCAUUAGAUCCACGCUUAAGAGGAAUCUGCCAGGUUUUCCUACCCCCUCUGCAGCACUGUAAAGUGUCAAGGCCUGAAGACUUGGGUACGUGUAUUACAACUGCAAGGGUGCCAGCACCAGCCACACAGAGUAAGCCUCGUGUCUGUGUGACGCCACCACCGGCUGAUAACGCACAAGAAAAAAUAACUAAUUGAGACUAGAGCCCUCUCUUUUCUUGUGAAGCUGGGAUUUGAAAGAGCUGUUCUGAGAUCUGCACUGCUAGUAAGUGACUGAUAACAUCAUAGACUGCAUCGGUCCCUGAGGUCAGAGAUUGAGCUGCAACUGAGUGAACACCAGACAACGAAAUCUUGAAGAAUUGCACUGAGGUGCAAGCCACAUUGAACCUUCUGCAAGUAAUGCUGGUUGAACUGAGAAAUUGCUAAACAAACCUGUAACGGGACUGCUUAUUUGGGUGUCUCUGUCAAUUUGCCUCUUGCUGUUACAUUGCUCCUUGUGUUGUCUUUUGAAGUCCAGAUGUUCUCCGAUAAUUCACAUUGCCCUGAUUGUGGGCAGCAAUGGUUCCCUAGCUUAGAACUAGGCCAUUGGUUGUACCAAACCGAACUUGUUGAAAAUGAAUGCUACCAAGUAUUCUUAGACCGUAUUAACAGAGCUGAUUAUUGCCCAGAAUGCUAUCCUGAUAAUCCUGCUAAUAGAAGCCUUGUUCUUCCUUGGUCUUUCCCACUUGAGUGGGCUCCCCAAAAUCUUACCAGGUGGACCUUUGAAAAAGCCUGCCAUCCAUUUCUUCUGGGUCCUCCACUGGUUAGAAAAAGGAUACAUGACUCCAGAGUAGCUGGUUUUAACCCUGCGUUACAGUUAAUCUUGACCAGAACAGAUAAAACCUUAAACAAAAAACUUGGCCAAAAUAAAUAACUUCAAUAAUAGUAGAAAUCAUGGAGACUGUAGAGGGUUUUGUGCUAAUAGCCCAAGGAAGAUGGAAAUAUAAUUCAUUUUUUUUUCUUUUUCCUUUUUUUUUUUUUUUUUGGGGGGGGUGUGCUGGGGAUCAAACCUGGGGUCUCACCCAUGCUAGGCAAGCACUAUACCACUAAGCUAUAUCCCCAGCCUCAUUUCUGAAUCUGACCCAGGCACUACUUAGGGGAACUGCUUAAAUUAUUGGGUUUGCUUCUGUGGCCUAAGCAUAUUUUAUUUAGCAUAUUUUAGUAUUCUAACCAGAUGGUUCAUCUAGAACCAGACUAAUGCAUAUAAAUAAUGUUUUGAAACUAGCUUGCCCCUCCUAAAAAGUUGUACAACCUAAUUAUUGAUAUCCAACUAGGUAUUCCUGGAGGGGAGGCCCCAUACUGUGUGCCCCAUAAUUGUAUUUCUAAUAGUAACUUUUGUGGGAAAGCAUCCUCACUGUAGCUGAAUUCUAGAUUCUUCCAAUAAAUUUUAAUAAGAAACUACAUUGUUCUAAAUUGUCCCUCUUCUACAUCUAUCGGUGAUAAAGAGAGAUGUAUGAGUGUGUGUGUGUAUAAAAUUUAUUCAUAUAUAACUAUUUAUUCCUCUUGCUCUGUUUGGCCCCAUCCUCAUGUUAAUAACUGGUCAUGGCCAGAAAAAUUACAUUCUAUUAGGCAACACUUACAUAGUUUACACAAAAAUAUGUAAAAAUGCUGCCUGUUUACAUUUUUAACUUGGCUCUACAUAACCAAAGACUACCCUGUCUUUGUAGUGACUGAAACCUAAAAUGUCCUCCCUUGGAAAUGGAAAAGUACCUGUAUUGUGAGGUUUAUGGCAAAAGGAAUUACCAAGCUUGACUUUAUAUGAAUUAUGAACACUCUAGUGGAAGCAUCUUUCUUAGAAAGUCUUGCUGGCCAUGUCUGGCCUUCUCUUAUUCAUGAAAAUCAUGGAAUCAGAGUUGGAAGUUAGGCAACUUGGGAAAAGCUGUUGGAAACAUCUCAGAAGCCACUGGACAAUUUUCAGAUUAAGAUGCUGGGUAAUCCAGUGCUUGUGUAGCUAGCAGCUCAGCAAUGCUUUUGAGGAUCCAGACUCUGUCCUUACCUCUAGGAUCCUUGUGUUUGAUUUCUGUCUUCAUGGUUUGUUUCCUCAAUGAGUGUAAUAUGGUUUGUUGUUGCCCCAGACAUUUUAAUCCCACCAGAGACUGGAAGCAGGGAGCAAAAAUCUUUCUCUCUUCAAGAUUGUCUUGUUUGGGAGUAAAAUCUUUCCACCAGAUUCCUAGCAGAUAUCUUCUUACAUCUCACUAGAAGGUUAACCAGGGAGCCUGGAGAAAUCUGGCAAAGGGGAAUGGGGUUGGUAUUGCCCCAGUGGGGCACAUGGUCUCCACUGAUACAAUCAAGAUUCUUUUAGGAAGGAAGAAGUGGGGGAUGAAUGGCUGUUGACAUACAACAAAUCAUACUUGCUGCAUGUUAUGAAACGUAAAGUUAUUUAUUAGUCUGUGUGAAGAAUGUAUCCCAGAGACCCACUUCUGUGUUCUGCCUUAUGUCUAUCAUGAUGGUUCUCCCCAGUUACAUUGCUGAAUAAACUCUGUGGACUGCUAAA